This is a messenger RNA of Pygocentrus nattereri (red-bellied piranha), 3781 nucleotides long. Its product is annotated as homeobox protein OTX2-like. The transcript is spliced from 3 exons. Gene Ontology annotation, molecular function: RNA polymerase II cis-regulatory region sequence-specific DNA binding; DNA-binding transcription factor activity, RNA polymerase II-specific. Gene Ontology annotation, biological process: multicellular organism development; regulation of transcription by RNA polymerase II. NCBI's taxonomy places the organism in Eukaryota, Metazoa, Chordata, Actinopteri, Characiformes, Serrasalmidae. Bases 149 to 967 code for a protein of 272 amino acids. Gene Ontology annotation, cellular component: nucleus. The record is from RefSeq and is a predicted model, not a curated record.
GUGUAGCUAUACCGCCCCCACCGCAGCUCUUCUGCCCCCUGCGUUCUGCCCACGCGCACGGCAGCCUGGGAAGGAGAGCGGAGCAGGAGGAGGAACCGGGAGGAAAUCUGCUCCUCACUCAGUCCUCUGCGCUCGGUCCAAAGGGAGCAUGAUGGCGUAUCUGAAACAAGCCCCGUACGGAAUGAACGGGCUGAGCCUGUCCGCCACGGGCAUGGAGCUGCUUCACCCCACCGUGGGAUACCCAGCGGCGCCCCGUAAGCAGAGGCGCGAGCGGACCACUUUCACACGCGCGCAGCUCGACGUGCUCGAGGCGCUGUUUGCCAAAACGCGCUAUCCGGACAUCUUCAUGCGCGAGGAGGUGGCGCUCAAGAUCAACCUGCCGGAGUCCCGCGUGCAGGUUUGGUUCAAAAACCGUAGAGCGAAGUGUCGCCAGCAGCAGCAGCAGCAGCAAACCCAGCCAGGAACCCCGAACAAGGUCCGACCCGUGAAGAAAAAGUCUUCUCCAGUCCGAGAGGCGAAUCCCGAGGCCCCCAGCUCGUUCCCCGCGGCCUCCAGCGCCUCUUUACCGCCUAUCCCAAGCAGCACCGGACCGCCGGCGUCCAUCUGGAGCCCAGCCUCCAUCUCCCCUCUUCCGGACCCGCUUUCCACCUCUUCGUCGUCGUGCAUGCAGCGCUCCUACCCCAUCUCCUACACGCAGGCGUCGGGCUACGGCCAGAGCUACACGGCCACGUCGUCGUACUUCAGCGGCAUGGACUGCGGCUCGUACCUCGGGCCCGUGCACCCGCAGCUGAGCGGCCACGGCUCCACCCUCAGUCCGCCGGCCAGCUACGGAGCCCCCGGCCUGUCCUUCAGCGAGCCCUCCCCCUGCCCGGACUACAGCAAAGAGCAGAGUUGGAAGCUCGGCUUUAACGCGGACUGCGUGGAUUACAAAGAGCACGCGCCGUCGUGGAAGUUUCAGGUUUUGUAAUGUCGUGAAAUGAGACACCGUUUUGGAAAUAUCCGCGCGCCCGCGGAGGAGGACGACUGGCCGGCCAAUGCAAUGGAGAGAUCACUCAGUUCAGUCAGUUUUAACUUAUUGAAACUGUUGCUUUUUAUUAAGCAAAGGAGGAAAAAGUGGUUAAACACCAGGAAAGUGGCCGAACGGACCCCACAAUUCAGCGUUUAUUAACUUCAACCUCUUGAAAACUUCUCGAGCUGAAGCGGAAGGAAAGCGCUGUUGUUUUUUUCACACUCGUAUUCCGGCAGGCCCCGCCCUCACGCGCUAAGAUAGGUUAGAAGCAUCCGGCGAGCUCCGCCGGGAUUGGCUACUCAUCAGCAAUCCUCCAGCCAAUGCUAGCGCGGGUGGGCGGGGUCUGUUCGAAUACGGGUGGGAAACAAUCACGGGAAAAUUACGCGCCAGUUUUUUUUAAAUUAAAAAUGCACUAUUCUAUUUAUGGCAGGCGUUUAAGAGGUUUGUAGUUUUUGGCUGUAAGAGACAAUCAGUGUAAGUGUUUCUUUUGUGUGUAAAAGUCUCCAAUCUGUAUCUUUUUUUUCUUUUAUAAACUGUGAUCUGUUGUAGGCUGUUUGAGCUUCUCCUCAGUGAAGACAUGCUGUACAUUUUGAUAGUUUUUUUAUGUUAUGGACUAUAAAUUAUUCUUUGACUUGUAAAUACAGUUUUCUCCCCGAAUGUUAGACCUAUAUAUUAAAGUAUUCCUAAUUUGAAGAAGCCGUUUUCUCACGACCGCCAUUCCCGUUUCCUUUUUAAGUUUUAUUCUUCAAAUGAUCUGUUUUUGUUUUCUGUUGCCACUUACAGGUCAUUAGACCAGCCUAAACUCCGUUGAACGCCGUGUCUGACCUGCUGGUCUGAAAGAUUGAUCCAGUGUCAGGUCUCAUUGGGCUUAAAGGUGGGAGAGAUUUAUGUUAGACACAGCUGCUGAACUGUUUCAGGCUAUCACACUUCUAAUUAAUGAGGAGGAAAUUAUUCGGUCUGCCCUCGAGUCCUCUUGUCUUCGCUGGUGCUGUUACAGUGGUGGGUCAAAGCCAAAGCACGUGACUCAAAUAAUAGUAAUAAUAACAAUAAUAAUAAUAAUAAUAAUAAUAAUAAUAAUAAUAAUAAUAAAGACGAGGCAGUAAUUUUGACCUAAACUACAUGUUUAUAUUUUUCUGAAUCAGCUGCUGGUUGGUCCUAAAAUGCUGUAGGGAAACAGGGCUAGAGUUUCUUUAAUUCUCUAUUAAAGCAGACUUUAAUCCACAGGGCCUUCUCGGACACUCGUUACAUAGAGUGGGAGCUCUGGGAAUGCUCAGUGAGUUAAUCCAGCCUCAAAGAGAGGAUCACCCAGGAAUCUCUCUCAGUCCAGCCCACACUGUGCCAACCAAGCUCUCCUGAGUUCAGUUUAAACUCUGUCAGUGCACAACCAGGUCACUUUUAAAGAACACUGUGUCAUUUGUUUAAGGCUUUUCCUCCACAGACAAAAUGUGUCCAGACAGCAAUAGACUCUGGGUUUGUGUUGGUUUCGCUUAAAAGAGCAAAUCAUUUAGGACAGUGCAGCUCUUUCUGGUUCAGUACACUGAAACUGCUUUGAAUGAACAGAUUCAAAAUGUGUCAGUCAGCUGGACAUGACAUCAACACAGUUUACACAGCUGAUGUAUUUCAGUUCAUGUCUGUAGGUAAGAACUGUGUUGAUGUGACUCAUUGACAAGUGCAACACACAAACACUUGAAAAAAAAAUACCAACAACAAAUACAAAUUAGGAUAAAUGUGUAAUAAAGAUUCAAAUGUACACAUUUGAAUCAAGCUAUUAAAAACAGACCAAAAAGUUCUAGUAAUGAAAAAGAUUGUCAGGUUGACUUUAAUAUUCUUUAAUUGAGUAAUACUUUAAUAAUAAUAAUACUUCAUACUUUGAACAAAACAAUGCAACAUCUACAAUGUUCCAACUUUUAAAACCAGUAAAAUCAAUAAAACUAAUGUGCAUUCAAAAGUGCUGCUUUGAAUGAAUUCAAUUGACUUCAAAUGUACACUAGUUCACCAUAUAUAUAUAUAUAAUUAUUUCUGUUAUAUUGGAAAAUUCAUGUAAAACCAAUGUACACAUUUUAAUCAAGUAAAUUUGUAGCAAGUUUUUACUUUUCUCCAAUGCAGAGCACUGAGGUGUGGCUGAGGUGCUGAGUGCUGAGGAUAGAAAUGAGAGAUGUUUCGAAAGAUGAAUUCAAAAGCACUUCUAGCAGCUGAAAGGUGAUGAUUCACACCAGAAAGACUAAAUAAAGCAUCCUUGAUGAGUUCAUUAAAAUAUCUCUUUUGACAUGGAUAACAUAUUGGCUAUAUGGAGAUUUUACUCUGAUGACUUAUUUGGCCUGAAAGCUGUGGAUUGUUGAAUGGAGCAUUUCACUGACCUUCCAGUUCACCUUACAGAUCUGUUCAGUUCAUUAAUGAGGGCGGUGGAGCUGAGUCUGUUCUCAGAUUAACUGAACUUUGACUUUUGCCAUAGACAUUACAUACCAUAUUAUACAUAUAUUGUUCUAUAAUACGUAUUACAUUAUACUAUAAUAUAUUGGCAUCUUUAAAAAAUGUGUUGCUAUUAUUAUUAUUAUUAUUAUUAUUAUUAUUAUUAUUAUUAUUGUUAUUGUUAUUAUUAUUAUCAUCAGAUUUUCAUUCAAGCAAAUAAAUACAUUGUUUUGCCCCAAUAGAUAUCUCAUUACACAACAAACAUACACCAAAAAUGUUCACAAUAUAAAGUUGCAAAUGUGUCAUAAAAUACAUUCCAUCAACCCGACUACUUUCAUUAAAUUUACUGUUGUUGGCAAUAAA